Molecule: messenger RNA, 6385 nt
Organism: Bemisia tabaci
Lineage: Eukaryota; Metazoa; Arthropoda; Insecta; Hemiptera; Aleyrodidae
Source: RefSeq, a predicted model, not a curated record
UCAAGUAAGGUUUUGGGAAAUUUAGCGUAAGUGAGAAGAAAUAGCGCGUAAGUGUGUGCUUACGUCGUUAUAGCAAGAAAGGAGGGUUUUAAGGACUCUUAAGAACUAAACGGCCAGCAGGCCCCUCCUACGGGUGAUCAAGGAUCGGAAGGGUCAACCCUGCAGCCAGGAGCGACCGGGAAAGUGCGGAAAGUGAGCUAGAAGUACCAGGACGGCAGAAGACCAGUACAGGUCAUCUACGGACUUAGAAUAAUUUCGAAUAGUGAGAGUCGUAUAGUGUUUUGGGACUUAUAAAUUCGGCUAAGACGAAAACCGGACUUAGAAAAUUUCAAAGAAGUUGGACUUAGAAUUUUUCGGGAGAGUCUGAGAAAAGAGGGCUGUCAUCGACGUGCCUGGGUGUGGUCGGGACGCCAAUCAGAAAAGUGUGUGUAUAAUUGUGUAUAAGUGUCUCUGUGUGUGUAUAGUAUAAGGUGUAUUAGUAUCGGUACUUGGGUGUUUUUAGAAUUCUUGAAAUAUAAGUGCUUUCAUAUAUGGGUACAGGAAAUAUAGCGUAAGUGGAAAGGAAUAACGCGUAAGUGAGCACUUACGUCGUUACAACGAUAAAAGUAGGGUCGAAGGACAGGAAAAGGCCAGCAGGUACUGCUUGCAGGGGAUUCAAGCCUGCAAGGGCCAACCCUGCGGUCAGGAGCGAACGGGAAAGAGCCGAAAGUGAGUAGAAAGUACCAGGUCGGCAGAAGACCAGUACAGGUCAGCUACGGACUUAGAAAAUUUUCGAAUAGUAGAAUCGUAUAGCGAACUUGGACUUGUAAAAUUUUAGCUCGGAUAGAAAUCGGACUUAGAAAAAUUACUGGAGAAUUCGGACUUAUAAAAAUCUCUGAAGAGUCGAGGAGUGAGCCAAGUGCGGGACUUAGAAAAUUUCAAAUAGAAAGUAAGAGAGGACUUGCUAAAAAUUUAUAAGUCAACGGAAAUCGGGGACUUAGAAAAUUUUUGUAGAAUCCAAGGACAUAAGUGUUUAUUGAAAUAAAAGUAGGAGAAGCUGCUUAAGUGCUUCUAUAAGGUGUCAGAACCGUUGGCAGUGCACAUAAAGCGUAAUUGUAGAAGUCCGAGAAAUUUAACGUAAGUGCAUGGAAAUACCGCGUAAGUGGUCAGUUACGCUGUUUCUGACAUAAAUAAGGGUUACUAAGGAUCCAAGGCCAACAGCCCCCCCCCCUAGUGUGAUUUGAACCACGUGGGGCCGGCCCUGUGGCUAGGAAAAGGCGGGAGUACAGCUGCUUGGGAGCCGAAAGUAUCAGGCAAACAGUAGGAAGCAGAAGGUCGACGCGGGACUUAGAAAAAUUUCCGAAUAACGGGCGAAGACGAAAACUGCAGAAAAUUUAUAAGUACACUCAAAAAAGGGGACUUAGAAAAUUUUUGGAGUGUUUUGAACUUUGAAAAUUUUCCUAUGCUUCCUGUGUAAAGUCAGGGGAAAAUGACAUAAGGUCCAGAAAUCGGGACGAACACCAGGAAAUCCCAGGAAAUAAGGGUAAAAGGACGUAUUUAGUGGUACUUAGACGGAGAGAAGGGAUAAGGGCUACACAGAACCGGUAGUUGAGUGGUUUUGGCAAAAUAUCUAGAGCGAGGAGACUUAAACGCUGCGAGAAGGAAGGGGAAAAAGCCGAAAAUCGCGAAUAUCUUAGAAACCAGUGGAGAUAGGCGGAAACUGACAUCGGAAAUCCAUACCUACGGGGUAAACCUACUUUAGGGGGACCUAAAGGAAGGGGUAUACCCAAAGGUGCGAGAAAGGAUCCAGGGGGGGUUUUUGACCCCUAGGUGACUGAAAGCCGAAGUGGCAAGGACCUAGCUGGUUGUAAAAGAAGAUAUAAGGCCUGUAAGGGAGAAAAACAAGUGAAAGGAAAGGAGAAAUAACAAAGGGGUGAAGACAACCUUACCUGGAAGGUUUAAACCCUUUAGGUUGAAGGUAGUAGAAAGAGAAAUAACGAUGAGAAGAACGCAAAUGAUGAGGAAUAAGGAAGGUAGGCAGUAUCUAGCGAGACUGGAAGAGGAGAUCAAGAAGGGAUUUGAUCAAAGAAUCAGAACAAUAGGCAACGCCUAUCGGGUACUACAGGAGGAACCGAUAAGAGGAAUGGACAGAGAGCUGGAGGAAAAAGUAGAGUGGGCGAGAAAGAGACUAGAAAACAGGUUGAAGAUUCAAGAGUGUGCGGCGGAGGUACCGAAGAAAGAGAACAAGGAAAGAUCGGAGUUGAGGGCGGCGGCAAAUAUUGCCGCAAAGCUUGCGGCCCCACAAGGCAGAGCAAAGGAAAAAGGGACCUUCAGCGCAAUCAAUAAUGAUUACCGACAGAGGAGUGUAUCGAGGACGGUGCCGCAAACUAUCAUAGUGGAAAGGAUUGUGAAGGAAAAGGCAGCACCCCAGACGAGAAGGGAACAAAUAGAGGAAGUGCUGGACAAGAGAGCGAGGGAAAGAGCGAACACGGAAACGACGAUUGAAAUUUUGGCAAUGAUGACAAAAAGGGACAAGAAGAAGUUAAGGAAAUUGGCGGAACAGGGAUACGAGAUUCAAUUGAAGACUCACGUAGAAAUCAAGGUAAUAAUUGGAAAAGACAGAGAAGUACUCAGAACCAACCUAAUUAACAUGAUUCCACUGUUUGCAGCGGUAUACGGACGAGAUUUCGUAAGGCAUAGGGAGGACGGGAUAACGCCGAACGAGCUGCUGGAAUACCUGAAGGAAACAGAGGCCGAAACGGUAAUAUGGUUCGUAAUGAAUGAGUGGAUUCUCUCGGGUACCAGAAUGGUACCCGAAGCAGUGAGGAGACAGGUGGAUGAGUUGAGAGCAACAAGAUAUGUCAAAGGAAAGAUGGAAGCGGGUAUUGAAACAACCACAGAAUCGGAAGGAGAGAAAUCAACGAGAGGAAGGACCAGAGUUAAAAGAGGAGAAGAAGGAUUUACGUCGGAUUCGGAUUACCACAGGGACACGGGAUCGGAGGUAGAGGUAGCAACGCUGGAUAGUGAAGCACUGACAUCCUCGGAAGAAGAGGAGGAAGAAGUAGAUUAUGAAGAGGAAGUGUCUGAAAUUCCCCCUCCAUACCAGGAGAGGGAGGAAGAAGGUAGAAUAUAUCCAAGAGUGGACAUAAGUGAAAGUGAAGAAGAAGAAGUAGAAAUGACAAAAGAGGGAGUGGAAGUGGACGUGAAGCCACCGAUUGCACCCAUACUCCCAACAAGGAAAGAAAGAUACGUCAGCUCAGAGGAAAAAGAAGAGAAGGAAGAUACGGAGGAAAGCAAGGCAAAGAUAAAGGAAAUGGUCAGAGGGAAAUUGGAUCUAACAUACGAACUAAGGGACGCACAGAUGGAGAACAGAAACCUGAAGAUAGUCUUGCAGGGGAUACUAGAUAGACUGGAGAAAAUAGAGAAGGACAGGGAAGAACCAAGGGUGGAAAGGAGAAUGGAGAAGCAAGAAGUAGCAGGGGCAAGCAAGAUUGAUAUUCCUGAAACACCCGAACUGAAGCCGGAACCAAAACCUAGGACGAGGCUGGCAGGAAAAGCUGCGGGCGAAGCGGAGUUCGAAAUAAAUGGAGAUAAACUGAAGAACUCGGAGAGACCAAGGUUCAGGAUUGCCGCAAAAGUUGCAGGAGGGGCAGAAUUCGAGUUGAACGCAGACAAGCUGAAGGAAUUGCACGAUAAAGUCACGGCGCCCUUCAGGAGCAUAAAGCAGAGCUGCGACAAAAUUGAAGGGAUAAUGAGGCUGAGAGGAGGAGAUGAUGAAGACAAAGAUGACGUCGAGGGGAAUAAAACUAAGGGGCAGGGAAUUAGCCAGCAGAAGAAAAGAAGCAGGGAGACCUCCCCAGAACUGGACGGAGAAGCGGAAUUCAGAUCGCAGGCAAGAAGUGAGAAGGAGAAACCGCCACCUACAAAGAAAGUACACACGCCGAGGAAGUUGGAAGGAAAGCAAGGGUUUACCCACAUCCAAGCGGCGGGAAACGUAGCUCUGUCGCCAAAGGUGAAGAAGCUGGAGGACCUGGUGGACCUUACCUCUAAUGAGGUAGACAGAAGUGAAAACGAGAGAGAGAGCAAUAGACGGGAAAGGGACAACGACAGCGACGAAUCGGAACAAGAGGAAGAGGAAACAAAGGACCAAGUAAAAAUGGAGACAGAGGACAACGAAGAGGAGAGGGAAAACAAGGAAGUAGGGUCAGAAAGGAGUGGAAAGAAUAGCCCAGACCCCAAGAGGAAACCAUAUUUCCGCAGCGUUAGUAGUAACAGUAGCAGAAGUGAAUACAUUCACCCGGCCCUGAGUGAGGAGGACAGGAAGGAAGCCUGGACGGGACUCACGGUGGGAGCCUACGGACAAGCGAUCCGCAAUGACCUAGUAGAGAUGAGGAAAAAAGUAGAGAACUCCAUUAAAAAAUACAGCAACGAAUCGAAACAGGAUUUCAGGAAAUGCGUAAAUUGGUACGAAAGAAAGAUAGAGGAUGUGAUGACACUGAGAAUAAAUAUGAAGAGUCUGGAAAGGACAGUAACAGAGGCUGUAAUAGAAAGCACAGAGAGGGUGCUAACACCAGAAUGCGCAGUUUUGCAAAAGGUUAUAGAAGCAUCAGUUGCAGAAACUAUAUCUAGAGCGAUGACAGAAAGGCUGGACGCGUUCUUGGAAUGCACAACGGAGAUGCUGGAAAGAAGCGUAACAGAAGUAAACAAAAGCAUUCGGGGCCAGAUGGAAGAAAGUCUGAAAGAAUUGAACAAAGGAAUGGAAAGUAUAAGGAACAAACCCGAAAAAGGAAUGGAGGAACUCAAAGAACAAAUGGUGAAAAGUAUGAAAGAAGAGAUGAGAACAAUAAGCAAGGAAAUACAGGAACGGGUAAACAAGGCGAUAGACAAACUACCUGAAGCAAAAACGGAAAAGCUACAGAGGAGCCUAGAAAAGAAGAUUGAGGACGGACUCAAAGGAAUGGCAGAAAAACUACCGGAAGCAAAAAUAAAAGAGCUGCAGAAGAAUAUGGAGAAGCAAAUCGAAGAUGGAUUCAAAGGGUUAGUAGGAAAACUGCCCGAAACAAAAACAACGGAGUUACAGAAGAAUAUGGAAAAGAAGAUCGACGAAGGAUUUAAAGGGCUGUUACAAAAACUGCCGGAAGCUAAAACUGUGGAGCUGCAGAAGAGUAUGGAAAAGAAGAUAGAGGAGGGAUUCAAAGGCUUAGCGGGAAAGAUACCCGAAGCAAAAACGACAGAAUUACAAAAGAGCAUGGAAAAGAAGAUAGAGGAAGGUUUUAAAGGACUGAACAGUAAAAUGGAGAAAAUGAAAUCAGAAGCAAAGAAGGAAGAUAAGGGUUGGAAAGUUAUAGAAACAAGAAACCAACCGAAGGAAAGAGACAGUUACGCAAGCAGACUGAAGGAGAUAAGGGGAAAAAGAGACCCAUCGGUAACGAAGAUAAUGGUAAGGAGUAAGAGUAAAAAGGAGGAGGGAGAAGAGGAAGAAAGGGAAGUGGAGGCUUCAGAGGUAAAGAAAAUGAUAAAGGAUGUAAAGCCGGAAGGAACUAUACAAGAAUUUAGCAGAAUAAAAGGAGGAGUCAUAGUUCAAAUAAAAACAGAUAAUAAGGAGAUAACGAGGAAGGAUCUGGAAAAGAAGCUCGAAGGAAAAAUGGAGGUAAAAGAACUACAAGAGAUUACGCCAACCCUAAAGAUAUUAGGGGUCCCCAAAGACAUGGCGGACGAGAAGGUAGUAGAACUCCUACACGAAGACAACCUGGCAGAUUUAAUGACUUUGGAGGAAGCCAAAAAGGAUGUGAAGAUUUUAAAUAGGUUUAAAGGAGGAGCUAAGUUCACCAGAACAGAUGUAGCCAUUAUUAAAGCAUCACAAAAGAUUGCGGAGGAAUUAUUGAAGAGAGAAAUAGUAUACCUUGACUUUGUGAGAUGCAGGGUUGAGGAGGAGAUCAGUGUCAGGCUGUGCGGAAACUGCGGAAUGCCAGGGCACAAGGCGGCCGACUGCAAGCGGGAACAAGUGUGCUUCAGAUGUGGAGAAAAAGAGCAUGUAAAAAGGGAAUGCAAGAAGGCAAUGAAGUGUGUUAACUGUGUGAGAGAAAAAAGGAAGAAAACCGACCAUGACGUGUACUCAAGAGAGUGCCCCACUUACAAGAGAGAAAUGGAAUUCCAACUGAGAAAGAGGAAGUGGGGAUGGAGUGAAGGAGAAAACUGGAGAGGGGACAGGAAGGAGGAGGAGGAGAAGAAAGAAAAUGAAAACGGAGGGGACGACCGGAAGGAAGUAUCAUGAAGAUUAUACAGGUGAACGUCGGUAAAAGUGAAGAUGCGAUGAACGAGUUGAGAGCGUGGUGUGUGAAAGAGAAGGUGCAAGUAGUACUAGUGCAGGAGCCAUACACAAGACCAGAGACCGGACUACCAGUAU